UAAACGGAUACAGAGUACUAAAUAAAAAUAAAAAAAAUGGUUACAGUUGUUGCUUAUAAAAGUUAUGACACUUACGCAUGCGUCUUUCAUUUUGUAUACUUCAUAUUAAUGUGUUAACGGACUGUUUAGAUAUGACAUGAAAAUUGUUUGAUUCACCCUAAGUCCCUCACAAUUCACAAACCUCUGGUGACCAUGAACUACAAGCACAUACAGAGUACCAAGAUAGCACGGCACAUGACUGAUGGACCAGAGGUCCAGACCAUACACAAGUUCAGUUUAUAAAAGAUUGACACGACCUCAGCACAACAUGAUUCUUUCUUUAUUCGUAACAACUAACAAGCGCGAGUUUUGCUUGCACGGCCGUGCCCAGCUCAAAUAAAAAACAAAGAAACAAACAACUCCUUGCAAGCAAAUGAUGCUUUAGUAUAGUAUGUGGUUACUUCGAAAAAAAAAAAAGUAUAGUAUGUGGUUGAGCAGUGUAACUCCCUCAGUCCCUCCUGUUGAAUAUUCCUGUUUUCCUUGUAUCAAAUUCUUAACCACAAAAUCAAAAUCAAAUACGAAUAUUUCACAAUUAUAUAAGCCAAAACCCUUCCAAACUAAAUUCUUCAGCAUUGACGUUAACAACAAUAAUCUCCGCAAAAUCACAAGCUGCAGUCAUAUAACAACGGCCGAAUCUCAUUCCAGGGUUUCAGUUUCAGUAGAAAGUGAUGGAAUUGGGUCAAUUGAUCCUAGUUGUACGGAGAUCAUCGUGGUUCGUCAUGGCGAAACUGAUUGGAAUGCUAUUGGCAAAAUGCAGGGUCAGUUGGAUGUUGAAUUGAAUGAGAUUGGGAGGCAGCAAGCAGUUGCAGUUGCCGAGAGACUAUCAAGGGAGCCUAACAUAUCUGCUAUAUAUUCGUCUGAUUUGAAAAGGGCUCUUGAGACUGCAGAGGCAAUAGCAUCAAGAUGUGGUGGGCUUGAGGUUAUUAGAGACAAAGACCUGCGGGAAAGGCAUUUAGGAGAUCUGCAAGGACAUGUUUAUCAAGACUUGGCAAAACUUGGCCCUAAAGCUUAUGAAGCAUUUAAGUCUCACAGAUCUGAUCAAGAAAUUCCGGGUGGUGGUGAAAGUCGUGAUCAGCUUUAUAAUCGUUGUACGUCUUUGGUGCAGAAAAUUGGUGAAAACCAUAGAGGGCAACGAGUAAUUGUAGUCAGUCAUGGGGGCGCCAUAAGAUCACUGUUUAACCGGGCUGCAGCCAAAGGACAACAUCCAGGGAAAAUAUCUAAUACAUCAGUUGGCAUAAUUCAACUGUGUGAUGGGGAUUUGUGGUCCAUCAAAUCAUGGAAUGAUGCCAGUCACCUCAAACAAACAGAAUUUCUUGAAUCAGCAUUUGGUGGGGAUGCUUCUUCAGGCUAGCCAAUAUUUGUGCUCUGAUUUAGACAUGAUGUAUUUCAAGAAUUGCGUAUUAAUUUUCGCAUCAUUUGCUCACGACAUGAUGUAGCUUUACCUUGGCCAUGUACGUAAACAAGUAUUCUAACCAGGAAUUUGAAUUAGGCCUGCUAAAGAGACAACACUGCUAUAUAGUAUGUGCUCUGAGUUGGAGACCGUGUACUGUAUAUUGCUGUAAAAACCCUCUCUGAAAGCUGAUUGUUAUUUUUGCAGUA
Molecule: messenger RNA, 1638 nt
Organism: Chenopodium quinoa (quinoa)
Lineage: Eukaryota; Viridiplantae; Streptophyta; Magnoliopsida; Caryophyllales; Amaranthaceae
Product: phosphoglycerate mutase-like protein 4
Exons: 7
Coding region: 431-1390 (319 amino acids)
Cellular component (GO): cytoplasm; cytosol
Molecular function (GO): phosphatase activity
Source: RefSeq, a predicted model, not a curated record